CUCACACAUCCACACAUCCGUCAUUCAUCAUGCGUCUCCAUCAUGAACCCGCCACUUGCUCCAUCAACCAUCACCACAUCAUCUUCCCUGAGAUCGUCACUGUACUCGUAUGGCGGUGCAGGUCCCGUCUCAGCGAUGUAGGGCGGCUCCUGAGUGGGCAGGUGUGCCCACUGCUUCUUCAACUCGAUGUAGGGCUCGCAGUACUGGUAGCACUCGGGCCGGUAGUACGGCAGCCACUCGUGCUUGUGCAAACCGUCACCCAACCAAGGCUUCCUCUUGCCUGCAUUGUCCACACAUACAUGCAGCCCAGCCCCACACAACAAACACGAUGAUCAGGAUAAGAGCUGUCUCCGUCUGCCUGUCUAUCUGUCAGCUUACCGUUCCAGUGGAGCAAUUUGCCGGUGGCGCAUGACCUGUUGAGCCACUCGGUGUCCUCGCCACCCAGGUUCAAGACGUGCCACCUGGCGGGCAGCUCCUCCACUAGCCGACGGCUGAACAAAAUGUUCAGCGGGAUCUGACUCGACUCGGCCGUCGACAUGCCCGUGAACGUGGUCCCGUUGUGCUGCCGCAGCCACUGGAUGACAAUCUCAGCGUCCUGCGUGAGGUUCUUGGCGCGCCACAGAUCCAAGUUGGCCACAAACACACCAGCAUUGAAUAUCCCUCUGGCAUGGCAACGAAGGGACGAAAACAGGCAGAUGACAUGUCUGUGGUGCAAGUAUGAGCCUGUUGAAUCCGAUGCCGAGAGCGGCGAUGAUGUCGUCAAAAGCGUGGGCCAUCAAUCGACCGAACCUUGAAAUUGCCCAGACAGCCAGACAACACAUUGUGUAGUCGGUGCGCGUACAUGUCUCUCCCUCUCUCUGUGAUUUUGUGUGUUACUUCCAUUUUUCCCCCGGUCUUCUCCUGGCUGCGAUGAAGGGGUACUCUUCCACCUUCCGCCCGUUGGGCUUCUUGUGGAUCAGCUUUUUCUGUGCAUCCAAAGUCAUAUGUAACGCAGGAAUGACAUCCCCACGCCUUUUCUUCUUACCGUGAAGACAGAUCGGUGGAGGUCGAUGACGUCGCCCUUGACGAUCGUGUCAACAUCGAAGUGAAGCGCCUAUUAUCCACACAGGCGAAUAGAGCAACAAUGCCCUUGCCGUGGUGUGCUGAUGGUGACCAGCUGGAGGGCCCAACCUACCUUGUGUACGUGAGGCGGAAGGAGCUCAGUGAGGUAGAAGCGGACGUAGUUAAAGACGACCUGCAUCUUGUCUCGAGACGCUGACGUCCCGGCGAUGCUCACGUCGCUCGUGUUGAUGCCGUGCAGGUCAAUCGUGAAAUCCUGAUGGACAAAUCAGCCACAGAGACACCCAAAUGACUGGCACCCAUCCCUCCGUUGUGUGACCGCGUACCUGGUCGAAUUGGUGGCAUUUGAUGGCCUUGGCAAGGCAGUCUAGGUGCGUGUCGUUUCGCUCCACGAACGCGUGGACCACCACACGCGAGCGGUUCCUGCCGAAGACACCGAGGGCCCAUACACACACAUCUGUGCCUCCACAGACAUGCACCCGUACCUGGUGUUGGUAUGGAUCGAGUUGAUGCACGCCAAGAGCGGCUGACACAGACCACCACAAGGAAAAAAAGAACAAGAGCAGUGUGCCGAUCUCUCACUGAGUCACCUUGUAUUGCUGCCCGUCUGCCGGCAGCACCACAUGGACCAUCUGCUCGGCGAGGAAGUCCGGCGACAGAGGGGCGGCCGUGGUGACACCCAUGCUGGGACUCUGAGGCCGCAGAUGAGCAGGCCCCGGUGUCCUUCCUGGACGGGCCUGCUGAGCCAACGGCACAUCGGCCAUUUUGCGGGCAGGCGCACGGUGGCUUUGAAGGAUCCGUUGCUGACGGUGGUCGCGUGGAUAGUGAUCUGCAUUGGGAAACGAGGGUGCGAACGGGGUGUUUGCUGGUCCAGAUCUUUGCUGCUGACCUUUGAUGCCCGUGAGUGCGAUGUGGUCGCGGUGCUCGUGUCGUUGGUGCAGCUGCAGCCGCCAGAAUGUCCAUGUGUUGAUGCAGGCCACAACAAACGCCGACACCACAACUGAUGGACGAAACGCAGUGCGGAUGGAAACAACUCUUCUUUUGUGCUCAUUGCGGCUCACCAAGGAGGACGCAGUGCUUCCGGACCAUCAGGUGAC
This is a messenger RNA of Vitrella brassicaformis, 2156 nucleotides long. Lineage: Eukaryota; Vitrellaceae. The record is from the annotation of a GenBank genome assembly.